AUGAGCAAACUCCGAGCGGCUGGAAAAAGGAGAGAGGAGCCGGCGCGCACGAAUACGGGAUCCUCAGUCCGAGGCAAGACCAUCUCGCAACCGAUCCCUUUCCCGGACGACGACGAGUUCCCCAUCAGGGCCCCAGGCACUGGGAUAGCACUUCCUUUGGACGCGGAAGGGAUCGAGAGGCUGAGGGCUUCGACACCAGCAACCAACGAGCCUGAUAAGACUUCUCCUCCGAACGGAAAUGCUGUCAGUGAGUUUACCCCGCCCAGGGAGGCUCCAUCUCCUCCGCAUGAAGCGCAAAUCAGGCGGGCGACUCAAGGUCAUAAGCCCAAUCAACCCAGCAGGCUGAGGAAUUCUGUAACGAGCGUGCCGCAUUCUGCAAGCACCGAGAAACCGCAACGGAAAAAGACCUCCAUGCGAUCUGUAUUCGGGCGGAUUUUUGGAAAGAAACAAAAAAUCAGCCCGACCCCAAGCGAAGUGGAUCGAGGCUCAAGUAUUGUCCGGACAGAGCAGCAUCGCAGCGACCCUACUCCUUUACACAGGACUACUCAAGGGCCAGUAACCCAUCAAAUACGUUCUACUUCCCUACCUAUUGACGAGUUCAACCGGGCACUUCGCUCUCAUUCGAUUGUAGCAGAGGACUUACCUUUCCAGCAUAUUGAGACUCUCCAGAAUAUUGAGACUCUCCAGCAUAUUGAGCCUUCAAAUGACACAAAUCGCGAUUCUACACAGGAGGAGGACAUACAAAAUCGGCCGCGGAGGGCUACGACACCAAGCCGUCCUUGGUCGCCCAAUAGAGUACCGGGAUACGCGCAGGACUUCACGGGACUUUCGCCCAGGCCUGCCAGUAGCCAUCCUCGCUAUAGUAAACUCAUUUCGGAUGAUGAAGCCAAGUCGGCGAUUGACGUGGCUGUUACUAUCAGUAGUCAGCCCCAUAGACGUUCGAGAAGUGUGAGCGAGCUUCAGGAAGCCGCCAGAGCGAAUGUUGUUUCCAGACGGCGCAGCGAUGAGAUCAAGUACUGGCGAGAGAGUUAUGAUCCUACAGGACCGCUGUCUCCUAUGUCAUCGAACAAGGCAGAAACGGAGGAGCCUACACCACUCGAAGAAGAAUAUCCAAUUGAAGAGGAAACGGAAGAGAAGCCGCAGCCUUUCAGCUUCGGGCCCAUGGGUGAAAUGGCGGGUAUGAAAAUUACUCAAGCGGCAAGUUUGGAAACAAAAUUCCAGCUCCUAGAAGAUCGCAUGACCAGGCUAGAGAGAAUGGUUUACCGGGUAGGUCAUGAUGGGCCUGUCCAGCUCCAAGACCCUCCCAAGAGAAAUUGCCGUGCCCGGGACCCCCCACAACCUCAGCCAGCAAUCCAAACAUCGGAUUUGUCGCUGCCGAAGCAUCCACGACAUAGCGAAUCGCAAGCUCGAGGAGAUCUUCGUGGUAGCAGACAAGGCAGUCGGAAACGGUCUUCCUCAUAUGGAAGUAGUCUUCCUUCAACGGUGUCCACGCAUACUUCUCCGCGUCCCGAUUUUGACGCAUUUCCACCGGUAGCCUUGCUUGCUACGGGACAACCCACCGCACGUCCGAUUUCCAGAUCACCGACCAUUCGAGGAAUCGUUUCCCCUCCUCCCACCAUGCCCGAUAAUUGUCCACUGACAGGUGAGCACUUCAACGCUCUAACAAACAUGAUUCUCGUCGAGCAGGCAGCGCGGCUGCAACUCGAGGCCGUGGUCCUCAGUCUCCAACGACAACUCCAAGUGGUGCUCUCGUCAAGCUCCACCCCCCAACCCCCCGGAUCAGAUUCGGGCGCUGUCAGGAAUCCUCGCCGCCAGCGCGAGACUACCGCCGAUGGUCGCCACUUCUCCAGCUCCGAGCAGGAUGACAGCAGCGACGACGGCCCUUACGACGAACGCCCCCACCCCGACGACGACGACGUAUUCCGGACCCCGACCGAAGAGCGGAACCCGUACGGCGACGAGAUUUUUGGGGCCGCCGCCGCCGUCCGCAGCAAUGCCGACGACGGGAAAACCGCACCGCGGACGCUGAGCCUGAGCCAGAUCACGCUGGGGCGUGGCGGCGUCCAGCCUGGCCUGGAUCACUGA
Molecule: messenger RNA, 2085 nt
Organism: Drepanopeziza brunnea f. sp. 'multigermtubi' MB_m1
Lineage: Eukaryota; Fungi; Ascomycota; Leotiomycetes; Helotiales; Drepanopezizaceae
Source: RefSeq, a predicted model, not a curated record